GUGCUCUGCUCCUUUCAUGCAAAUUAUGCUUAAAAGGUUGUAAUCUGCCAUGGUGGGGCAUUGGGCGUGGUACGACCGGUGCUCAAGUGCUGAGAGCAUGGCUGGUGAUUGAUGAUCAGAAAUGCUUUUGAUGGUCAUUUAUCGUACAUUUUGAUCUGCCAUGCUGUAAAAUGCUACUACCGUAACGGCACCGCAUCGCUGUUCUCGUUUCACGCGCAGUACCGCACGCUCACCGUGCCCGUGCAUCACCACAAAAUCACGAUUUACCAUAAAAAGACAAUCAGAAAAUAUAAAAGAAAGCGAUGGCUGACUCCCAAUGUCAAAACAAUGCACAAAGCUACGCGAGGUGGGCUACUGCAUCGCAGUGCCUCUUCCCCAACAGUACGACCACCAGCUGCGCACAGACCGUGACAUUCGCAACGCGCUCGACACGCAUCCCACGGUGGUGAUAAACGCGCACGUCACAAAGGUAAGCGACGGUGACACGUACCAUUGCUACCAUCUGUUUGAGGACGAGACGGAGGGCAAGCUUAAGAUACGCGUGCUCGGCAUCGACACGCCAGAGCGGAAGAACAACCAGUGGGACGGCCAACCGCUCGCUGAGGAGGCUACAACGGCACUUUCUGACAUGAUCUACCAGAAGGAUGUUGUUCUCGAGGUGCUGGGCCUUGAUAAGUACAGAAGGCUGCUCGGGCUGACGUAUUUUGAGGAUGAGAACGGGCUGUGGAGGUGUGUUGGUCUGGAGAUGCUGAAAUUGGGCAUGGCAACCGUUUAUAGGAGCGACAAGAAGGAGGGAACGGGGAUGGAGUGCCUGUUGGACAUGUUUGAGGAGGAGGCGAGGAGUAAAGGGCUCGGUGUGUGGGGACGCGAGGAUUACGAGGCACCUAGGGAGUACCGUGCACGUAUGAGAAGGAAGUAAAGGUUCGUUUGGUCCGA
Molecule: messenger RNA, 936 nt
Organism: Vavraia culicis subsp. floridensis
Lineage: Eukaryota; Fungi; Microsporidia; Pleistophoridae
Exons: 1
Coding region: 317-919 (200 amino acids)
Source: RefSeq, a predicted model, not a curated record